UUUUCCUUCUCUUCUCCUCCCUUCCAUUUGACCAGCCAGAAGGCCUCUGCCUUCCCUUAUCUUGUUGCCCUCCUGAGAAUUUGGCUUUGUGGGUUCCCCUUUCCUUCCACCUCCUUUCCCACUCCAUCAUUGUAGCCCUUUUCGGUCGUAGAGAUCGGUCUUAGAAGUUGGAGUUCGGUUACCUGUUCCAAAGAUCACUUUUUUUUUUUUGCCUGAAGCCCUUCUGUGGUGAAAUUUGUUUUUGGAGGCAAUGGAGGUGACUUGUGACCUUGAAGUGGAUGUCAAUGGGGAAGAGAUCUUCUUAGUGAGUAAGGAAGUCCUUUUGUCAUUCUCUGGCAGGCUAAGGAAGCUGUUUAACAAACGAUCAGUUGCAGCGGUGAGAAAGACUCUGAAAGUAAUAUUCCAUGACUUUCCAGGAGGGCCCGAGGCAUUUGAGCUCAUGACCAGGUUCUGCUACAAUAAGGGCAGAAUUCAAAUAACCCCCGCUAAUACCUGUGUUCUCCACUGCAUAGCCCAGUUUAUGGAGAUGAGUGAGGAUGUCUCUUCCUCCCCAAACUUGAUCAAGCUGACCGAAAAAUCUCUUGAGGGAAUCCUUUAUUGGACAUGGUCCGAGAUCGUGAAUGCGUUGAAACAGUGCCAAGAUUUCUUUCCUACAGCCAUCUCCUCAGGGAUCGUUGAUAAGAUAUUAGAGACUCUAGUAGGAAGAAUCACAACAGCCAGUGAUGCAAGUCCUACAGGUUCCUCUCCGGAGAACUCCACUUUCCGCUUUUCAUGUGAUACAAGAAGUACCCUUAGCACAAAAAGCAGCAGUUACCGAGCUUGGUGGUUUGAAGAUCUUGUGAUUUUGAACUCUGAGUCCAUCGAAAAAAUAAUCAGGAGCAUGGUUUCUCAGAAUGUAGAUCAUGUGAUGGUCAGUAGGUUCCUCUUUCACUACAUCAAAUAUAAAUUUUUCCAUGCCACCUCUGAUGAGAAGAAGAAAGCCACAGAAAUUGUCGUCGACUUGCUCUACUCUCUUGAUAGAAGCUCAGUGUCCUGCAAGAGCUUGUUUGAGAUUCUUCGGAUCUCAUCAUCUCUGAAUCUAAGCAAGUGUUGCAGGAGCAGAUUGGAGAGUAUGAUAGGAAGUCAGAUUGAUCAAGCAACAUUGGACAAUUUACUGGUGCCAGCCCCAGCUGGGAUGGGCAGUCUUUAUGAUGUAAAUCUAGUCUUAACGUUUGUAAAAUCUUUUCUUAGUACUGGAGGCCGAGCAUCUUUAACUAGAUUGAAGCGGGUGGGGAACUUAAUUGACUUAUACUUGGCAGAAGUUGCUCCUGAUUCAUGUUUGAAGCCCUCAAAAUUCAUUUUACUAACUACAGCCCUGCCUGAUUCUGCAAGAGAUUCUCAUGAUGCCAUGUACCAAGCCAUCGACAUUUACCUUGAGGUUCAUGCUCGAUUAUCCGAGGAAGAGAAGAUGAAUAUAUGUUGCGCAAUAAAUUACGAGAAGCUCUCAUUGGAAUCCUGCAAGCACCUUGCGCAGAACUCAAAAUUUCCUUCGAGGACAGCAAUCCAAGCACUAAUUUCUCAGCAACUGAAGCUCAAGAGCCUGCUCCAAGAAGCCAACAACUUAAAGUCUUUCAGUACUCCUCUCAAGGGAAAUGACUAUAAGAAAAAUCAAUGCGAUGAUGGCGAGCAGAUCAUACUUUACGCAAAGAAGCUCAAUUUGCCAAUGGAGAAUGAGAAGCUCAAAGCCCAUCUGCAAGGGAUGCAAUGCAGGUUGAUGGAAUUAGAGAAGCUUUGCCAAAAAAUGCGAAUGGAGAUGGCAAAGAUCAUGAAGACCGGGGAAUCCAGUCCUGGCAGCUCGAGAUCACUCCCGAGACUCUGUUCAUGAUUCAAUUCCAUAUAGUCCAUUUCAUAGUUCUUCAGAUAUAUAUUUUUGUACAUAUUAUUGUUGACAAGUGGGUUCCACAGUAUCUGCUAUAGUGUCUUUGUCCCAUCCUGUGGUAAAGCUGGUGAGCAAGCGGCGCCUUUAACAGAUCAAAAUGAAAGAUUGUUGAAUUCUUCUUUCUGAAGGGUGAGAUGCCUAUUUGUACAGCUGCUGAUAACUUUGGCUCUUCUUUUAUUGUUAGUGUUCAUGGUA
Molecule: messenger RNA, 2113 nt
Organism: Elaeis guineensis (African oil palm)
Lineage: Eukaryota; Viridiplantae; Streptophyta; Magnoliopsida; Arecales; Arecaceae
Product: BTB/POZ domain-containing protein At3g22104
Molecular function (GO): protein binding
Source: RefSeq, a predicted model, not a curated record